Messenger RNA from Vespula vulgaris, 1753 nucleotides. RefSeq names its product splicing factor 3A subunit 3 (gene noi). Gene Ontology annotation, cellular component: nucleus; spliceosomal complex. Gene Ontology annotation, biological process: mRNA splicing, via spliceosome. The transcript has 2 exons. Bases 146 to 1648 code for a protein of 500 amino acids. Lineage: Eukaryota; Metazoa; Arthropoda; Insecta; Hymenoptera; Vespidae. The record is from RefSeq and is a predicted model, not a curated record. Gene Ontology annotation, molecular function: RNA binding; zinc ion binding.
UCAAUAUGCAAGUAUCGAUCUACUCAAUGAUAUCUCUUGUGUGUAUAAAUUGAAAUUUAGAUUAAAGAAAAAAAAUUUAUAUUAAAGAAAUAUUUAUUAUAUAUAUAUAUAAUCGAUAAUAUAAUCUUUAAGUUUAAAAUAUACAAUGGAAACUAUAUUAGAACAACAACGACGUUAUCAUGAAGAAAGAGAACGUUUGAUGGACGCUAUGGUGAAGGAAAUGCUUUAUAAAAAGCCAGGGCAUCGUGAAAAUAUAAAUUCUGAACAUAGAUUAAAGAUGUUGUUAGAUCAGUAUAUGGAUAGUACUGCAAAUUUACAAGAUUUGUACGAAGAUAAAGAUGGUCAAAGAAAAGAGGAGGUACAAGCACUUUCAGGUCCUAAUGAAUUCUCAGAAUUUUAUUCUCGCUUAAAAUCUAUUAAAGAAUUCUAUCGUAGACAUCCAAAUGAAAUUAGUGUACCCAUGUCUGUUGAAUUUGAAGAAUUAGCCAAAAUGAGAGAAAAUCCUACAGAGGAAUUAUCUAAUCUUGUAGAGUUUACUGACGAAGAAGGUUAUGGAAAAUAUUUAGAUCUUCAUGAAUGUUAUGAAAAAUAUAUUAAUCUCAAAGGAAUUGAAAAGGUUGAUUACAUCACUUAUUUGUCUACGUUUGAUCACUUAUUUGAUAUUCCAAGAGAAAGAAAAAAUGCUGAAUACACCAGAUAUGUCGAAGCUCUUUUAUCAUAUUUGGUUGAUUAUUUAAGCAGAGUUAGACCUUUGCUGGACAUAAAUGCAGAAAUUGAGGAAGCUAACAAAGAUUAUGAAACACAGUGGGAAAAUAAUACUUUUCCAGGAUGGCCAAAGGAAACUGGAAGUGCUUUGACACACGUUGGAGCUCAUUUGGAACUAUCUGCUUUUUCAUCUUGGGAAGAACUUGCAUCCCUUGGAUUAGAUAGAUUAAAAUCUGCAUUAAUGGCUUUAGGCUUAAAAUGCGGAGGUACUUUAGAAGAAAGAGCCCAAAGACUUUUUAGUACAAAGGGUGAAGCUUCUCUUGAUCCUAAUUUAUUAGCUAAAAAUAAAAACAGAAAGUCUGGUAAAGGAAAAGAUACUGAGAAACAGAAAGAGAUUGCAAGGUUAGAAUCUCAUGUUUAUAGACUCGCUGAAUUGGUAUCUAGUCAAAGAGUAGCUACAAAAGAAAAUGUACAAAGGAAACAGGCUAGAACAGAAGGUGAACGAGGUGAUUCGGAUGCAGAAGCAAGUGCAAGCGAAUCCGAAGAAGAAGAUGAUAAUGAAGUACCUUAUAAUCCUAAAAACUUACCUCUUGGAUGGGACGGUAAACCUAUACCAUAUUGGUUAUAUAAACUACAUGGUCUUAAUAUUAGUUACAAUUGUGAAAUCUGUGGAAAUUUCACGUAUAAAGGACCAAAAGCUUUUCAAAGACAUUUUGCAGAAUGGAGGCAUGCUCAUGGUAUGCGUUGUCUUGGUAUUCCAAAUACCGCACAUUUUGCUAAUGUAACUCAAAUAGAAGAUGCUCUUGCUUUGUGGGAAAAACUUAAAACGCAAAAACAAGCUGAACGGUGGCAACCAGAACAAGAAGAAGAAUUCGAAGAUUCGCUUGGCAAUGUGGUCAAUCGUAAAACUUAUGAAGAUCUUAAAAGACAAGGCUUGCUAUAAAACAUCAAAGUAGAAGUUUAUAUAAUUAAUAUUAUCUAUAUAAAAAGAAGGUUUGCACAUAAUCGAUAAAAUAAGUUUAAUAAAAAAUAUGAUAUACAAACUAAA